GGACUGCAGCGAUCGUGAAAAUAAACUCGUAUAAACGUGUAAUUAUUGCAGCGAGUGCUCUGCAUCAACUGAUAUUGCUUUAUAACUUAUACAGACGCGUGAGUUCCGAAAUAUGUAUAACAAUUCACGCCUCUAGCUCUGUUGCGCGCGUGCUGCGAAAAAAUCGCGUCGUGAGUUGAUAGCCUAAUAAUUUUAGGUAUUUCGAAUUAUCUUUGAGUGUGUAUAUAUAUAUUGCAAUAAAACAUUUCGCAGCAUUAGUCGCCACAGACGUACUAUACUCGCCACACGUUCAAUUAGAACGCAUUGAAAGUUUCGUUAAUAAAGUUAGUGUAUUAACUUUGAAGUUGUUCGAGAUACUUAAAAAUGCAGCAAGAAAAUGGUGAGGGGCCCACGCCUGCUAAACGACCAUUGUUAAGCUCAAAUGCCAGCAACGACGGUUCAGCAGAACAAGCCAACAGGGACGCGAGACUGGUGAGAAUGUUCUGCGAUGGCUUAUUUUCUUACAAUAUAUUAAAUGACAAGAGCUGGCAAACUUUUUUCAAAUAUGAAUUCCCCAAUUAUCAGAUGCCAUGUGUGAAAACGUUCUUAGAGCAACUCGUUCCUAAUGAAUACGACAAAGAAAAAAAUAAAUUAAAACAAAUGUUGGAAUCUGUGAAAUACCUAGCAGUCACAAUAAACAAUUGGAAGAUAGGAGUGAAGGAACGCAGGCGCGGCCGCAACAUGUACACUGUGACCAUACAUUUUAUAUACGGAGGAAAGCGUAUUAACCAAUGCUUUUUCGCAAAGAUUGCAAAAAUAAGGAACGACGACAUCGUACUGUCGCUAAUUAAAGACGAGUUAAUGCGAUGGAACGUCUUCAACAAAAUCGUACUCUGUGUUGCCAAUCGCGCUAUCUCUGUAAAGCUGCAAUCAUGGGGGAAAGAGCUUCACACAUGUUUAGCUAGCACUGUGGCUAUAACCAUACAUGACGUUAUGAAGUCACUAUUUGAAGAGUUAGACAAAAGAGCACCCAACCAGAAGAAGACAGAUCCGUUUUCUUGGCAUAGUCAAUAUAUAUGGUUGCAAAAUUUUGCUGAUAAUGCUGAUUCUAAUUCUUCAGAGAUUGACAAGAAAAUAUACAAGGAUUGCAUCAAUCUUUUGAAACCAUUCGAAGAUCUCACGAAAACGUUGUCAAGUGAACAGUAUCAGAGUUUAUCCUACGUCAUCCCCAUCCUAGUCGGUUUGAAAACACGACUAAAUGAAUGUACUCCAACAACGGACACAGGAAUUGCAUUUAAAAAGAACUUUCUGAACAAAGUGUCUAAUUUACUCGAAGAUACUACCAGCGCCAAACACAAGGCAACAUUCAUGGACCCGAGAUUCAAGGAAGCAUGUUUCAUAAAUCAAACGCAAGCUGAGUCUGUGCGAGGUAAAGUCAUUGAGGAAAUAGAAGAAAAUAUCAAACCGAGUGUUAACCAUCACGGCAUUAGUCCGGACACCCCCUCUACAUCUUCUGCAUCAGACCAUCAGAACGCAGUUCCAGUGACAACUAUUAAGCAGGAGGACAAAGACAAUGGUUUACUAGACUAUUUAGACGACAAGUUGCGAGCUACAUUCUCGGCGAAUUCUUUGAACACACGCUUUAAGGUAGAGCAGUACCUGGACUUGCCCCACGUAAAUCGAGGUGAUAACCCUUGCCAGUUUUGGGAGCAGCUCAAAGAUAUAUCUAAAUACAGUGAGUUGUACGAUAUGUCACAGAAAUAUUUGUGCAUGCCUGCCACCGCUCAGCCGGUCGAAACAGUAUCUGGAGACUACAUUUGGAAUAAACACAUCAAAGUUGAUGAUUAUAAUGAUCGCAAAAAUGAAAUGGGUACUGAAAAAAUCAAUGAAAUAUUAUUUUUGCACAGUUUUUAUGCUAGAACUUCAGACGAUGAAACGGAAUGAACUUGCAACAACUUGCUUUCCACUUCCUCUAGUCCGGUGGUCGCAAAUGAGACUGGUGGAAAGUGGGAGUAAUGUUUACUAGCACCCCUGCGUUCCCCGUUAUUGGUUAGGUUAUUGAGUGAGUGGCGAUUAGUGUUAACACGCAGAACAUAUAAUUUUAUUGUGAACCGUGUCAUUAGGAAGUUAACAUCCUUCCUUAUUGAAGAUAACAAUGUUUAUAUAAAAUAUAUAAAACACUAAUUAAGUACAUAUGUACCUAGUUAUUAUUGUGUGCGAUACGUAUUAGUCAUCAGUCAGACACAAUUUGUUUGCAAAUCGAAAUGUAAUAUCGCUUAGCAUUAACUUACUAACAUAAUGAAUAUACGUACACAUGUCUGUUUGUCCGACAUAGAUAUACAUAUAUUAUUUAGUAGUUUCAGGAGCCCAUUGAUAUAAAGAAUAAGUAAAAGUGUUUAAAUUGUAUUAUUUAAGGUCUAAAUAUUGAAGUGUACUGUAUAAGAAUUUAACAAGUUUAUGUUUGUAGUUCCAAUAAAUAAAAAAAAAUAGAAUAUGCAAGACAACAGAAUGUUCCGAAUAAUAAUUAUAUAAGUUGGGACUUAGUUGAUGUUUAAAUAAACAGAUUUUUCUAGAUGAUGGUUUUAUACAGACAAUUUUGGCAAAUCCUAAAUCUUAGUUAACAGUAAGAUUAAGUAUGUUAGUAAUAAUACGGUAUUGAUGAUUUUCUCUUAUUCAGAUUACUUUAGUUAUUAGCUAAGUUAGUGUCAUUAAAAUUAAGAAGGUACGCUGGGGUUGGCGUAUCCAUGUGGAUGAAAACCCUAAAUACUUAAUUAAACAGAAAAAAGUACUUUGAACUGAGCUAUCAAAGUAUCAGAUAGUUAAGAUAGAGUAUGACAUGUAUACGAAGCGCCUCUUUUAACAAUUAUGUUUUAUUAACUUGCUUUUUACUAACUUUUAAUAAACAUUAAUUAUCAACAA
Molecule: messenger RNA, 2898 nt
Organism: Spodoptera frugiperda (fall armyworm)
Lineage: Eukaryota; Metazoa; Arthropoda; Insecta; Lepidoptera; Noctuidae
Exons: 1
Coding region: 364-1923 (519 amino acids)
Molecular function (GO): protein dimerization activity
Source: RefSeq, a predicted model, not a curated record